Molecule: messenger RNA, 3638 nt
Organism: Lotus japonicus
Lineage: Eukaryota; Viridiplantae; Streptophyta; Magnoliopsida; Fabales; Fabaceae
Exons: 3
Coding region: 2780-3403 (207 amino acids)
Source: RefSeq, a predicted model, not a curated record
CAACGUCACUCUGCUUGGCGACGGAACAAAACAACAACGUCACUCUGCUUGGCGACGGGACAAACCAAAGGUAUUGCCACUUAUAGGCUGGGCACCUCGAGACGGUCGUAACACUAGCCUCGUGUUUAACCAUUUCUGCUCGGGCGUCACUUAUCACCUUUGGCUAUAGUCAAGACGGUACAAACUCUACAUGGUCUGACCAUUUCUGCUUGCUAUGCCGAACAUCAACAGGCACGAUACAACUCUACAUGGAUGAUCGUUACCUCCUGUUGUGCCAGGUAUAGUCAGGACCGAUCCAACUCUGCAUGGCUGAUCGUUACUUCCUGCUAUACCGAAGUACUCUGCUUGGCACUUCAUCACGACACAUAGCUGCUCCAACAGCACCACAACACACGCUGCUCCAACAGCACAAUAACACACGCUGCUCCAACAGCACAACAAUAAACGCUGCUCCAACAGCACAACGACAACAUACUCAACACUUGGAUCCGACGACACUCCUCGUUUUCCAAAAUUAAGAUUUCGCUUCCCAUGCCUUCCUUCGAGGUUGUUAUCAUUACUUAAAGAUUUAGAGGUUAUUUAAGGUCUUAUGAGUUUUCUUUAUAAAAUAGAUUCCAUUUUGUCUUAUCGCGAGUCUUAUACAUUUGCAGGAUCUCCCAAUCCCAAGUCGCUUCCAGAGGAUGUCUCGAUCCACUAAACAAGAUUAAGGCCCGAACCUCGUUCGUCCUAUCAAACUUUCUCAAAACUCUCAAAAUAAAAUCGGCAUGACCUGCCCGCUAUUCUCACCGUUCAGAAACUCAGAUUCCAAUACAGAGCAUAUUUAAAUCAUCACAAUCAACAACAUGUCAUAUCUCAAUAAAUCGCAAUAUUAACACUUAGCACUUAGCAUAUAAAGCAUGCACCACACAUCCUAGAUUACCCACAUAGCACAUAGCAUGUAAGUCAAUCUUCAAAAACAUUCAGUAGAUGAAUCAUCUACAUUGUCAGCCGAAGCCUCAGAAAACAUUUUCCAAUCACACACCAUCCAGUGCAUAAACAGUAAACAAUGUCGAAACAUCGACCCUAGGCAUUAACUAGAGAUUCAGUGAGAAGCCCUCACCUGAAAGAUCUCCAGAACGAUCAACUAGUGCUUCCUCGCACUCAAAGUGUUGCUCCUCGGGAAAUUCCUCAAAAGUUCCUUUAAAACAAAAUCACAGAAAUACUAUCAGAAUCUAUCGAAAACUAAGUUAUCGAUACGUACUAAGGUUACUCGAAGUAAUCUAUACUCUAAGGUACGAUAAUCUAGCGCGAAAGACAAGUUUUCGGAAAAAGGAAAUUUCUUCCUCCCCCUUAAUAGGGCUCGGCCACUUUGGCUAAUUAUGGGGCUCGAUUUUUCUUCGAUCAAACUUGGUUCCUAUGCUUUCAUCAGCCGUAACUAAGGGUAUUCUGAACUCGGAAAAAUUAUCGGAUCGAAAACUGUCGCAGGGGUAUUUUGGUCAUGAUUUUUAACUUAGGAUUUUCAAAACUGAAAUCCCAAAAAUAAAAUUUUGCAGGGACGUCACCAACGACGUUUAUGACAACUAAUCCUACUAGCACUAAGCUAAGGCGAUAGUUUUCAGCCUAAAGGUUGGAACUUUACUCAAAAACUACAUAAAAUGGGUAUUUUAGGUUCAAAUUGAUUCCGGCGGAAUUCCGGCGACAUAACGGAAAAUCUAAUCCGGCAGAAGUGAUCUUGGGCAUACAUAGAAGAGGUUUAGAAUCAGAAAUGAAAGAUUCAGGAUAGUUUUGCAAAAACCCAUAAACUAUCCGCUCAGAAAACUCUACAGAAAAGCUAUGGAAAAAGCGAUCAGAGGUAAGGAUUAGCGACUAUACCUCGAAACCUUGAAGCAGCAACUGAUUGAUCGACGAUCAAGCAAGGUUUGAACAAAAUCUUCUUCUCCUUCUUCCUUGAUGAACUCGCGGCCUUGAGAGGGAAAAUGGAGGAGUUUUGUGUUUUUUUCUCACUUGCUUGCUAUAUAUAGAAAAUGGUAAUUCGCGGGAAAAUGAAAGUUUCGCGAAUCUGAUUUUUCCGGCAUCAUUCUCCAUGAAUUCUAAGAUAGGUUUUGGCAAAGGAAUUCCUAAGCUAAGAAGAUGUCUCCUUGUAUUUUUGGCAAUUAAUGCAAAGUCGGUGCAAAGUCGGUGUAAAACUAUUUUACCCGAUAAGUUGCUUUUUGCAUCGAAUGUCGGAAUGGAAAACUUCCUUCUGAAGAAAGAUUGAAAUCAUCAAGAGAAAUGGGUGUACGCGUGUAGAAUAUCCAUUUGAAGCUCUGAAUAGAUAAAGUCUUCAUUGUCGAGAAAUUCUAGGGUUUUGAAAUACCAGGGAUUCGGUUUCGGCAAACUUCCGAUGAUUGGAAUCGGACGUUCGUAGAUCCUAGAGUUUCGCCUCGAAACGAUUGUGACAUAUGGAAAAAGAGAAGUUCUAACAUUUCUCUGAAGAUUUUUGGAAUUAACUGCCAUCGUGCCUAAAAGUGAAAAUUAGCUAUAUACUAGGGUUUCUGACCUAGGUUUAAGCGUGUAACGAUCGUGCUAUAACUUUUAUCGAUCAUAAUGCAAUCCUUGAACUUUUCCUGAACUUUCUCCUUCAUAAAUAUAUUUCAUUUAAUAAACUUUCGUUCAGGUUUCCCUUCACAUUACAUCAACCCUAAUCUUGAAUAAGAAGUUUAUUCACUUAGCAUAAACUUAAAAACUCGGGCCUUACACUGUCCUGAAAGAUCCAGCUGGAAACCAAAUCCAAGUUGAUGUGCAUGCAUAUAGGAACACAAUGUGGUUUGGGCAAGCAAUAUCAGUAUUAAGAAAUGUAUAUCAUGUUCAAGAAACAGGUUUAGUUAAAUUUAGCUAUUUUGGACAUGGGAAUUUUAAUAUUAGAGUUUUUCAUAAGGAUGAAAAGGAAGUCAGUUAUCCUCCUUCAUUGAAUCACAAUCAAAUGAUUUUCCAAAACCCUCCAAAUGGAAGACACAGUAACAUGCCUGAAUUCUAUGUUGACUAUGAUCAUGUGUUUUUUUGGAAUGAGAUAAUUAUCUCAGGCAAGCAUGGAGGAUUAAUGUGGGAUAGAGUCCUGUCUGAAGAAGAAAUCAGGGGAACAUCAAAUGUUGGCAUUCCUACAAAAAUAACUAAGGAGUUGUUUGCACACAAGCCUACAGAAAUUGAGGUUAUACUUCCAGAUGGAACCUGGACAAAAUGGGGGAUUACUUGGCAUGAUAUGUUCCCAACAAAAGGAACAUUUGAUCAAGGGUGGCAGGAAUUUCAUAAUCAAGAAUUUGAUAACACAUGCUUAGUGGGAGGAGAACAUCACUUCAUCAUGUGGAAGAGGAAUGAAGAAAACACUUAUUGUGUCCAAGUUGACCACUGGCUUUCGAAGAGAGAACAUGAUCAGCAGCAGAACUAACUUUUCAUCUGAGAGAACCAGUGGGUGGACAACUAUAAGGUUCAAGUGGCAAAAGAUUACUGGGUUCAACUUAGAAAUCCGCAAAUCAAGUUUGCUCUUAUUAUUUUGUUCCCAAACAACUGCAAUAUAUCUGGGUUUCAUUAGGUUAAUUUCAAAUGGUGACUGGAUAACUGUUAUUUAUCAGUACAAGUACUUUAUUUUUAAGAACUCUAUCUUUGAAUCCUGCAUCUUAAAU